AUGGCAAGAACCAAGCAGACCGCUCGUAAAUCUACUGGAGGCAAAGCCCCAAGGAAGCAGCUCGCUACUAAAGCCGCCCGUAAGAGCGCCCCGGCCACCGGUGGAGUGAAGAAGCCUCAUCGUUACAGGCCCGGCACCCGUCUGGUGAGAGAAAUCGCUCAGGACUUCAAGACGGAUCUGCGCUUCCAGAGCUCUGCUGUCAUGGCCCUGCAGGAGUCCAGUGAGGCUUACUUGGUCGGUCUUUUCGAGGACACCAACCUGUGCGCCAUCCACGCCAAGAGAGUCACCAUCAUGCCCAAAGACAUCCAGCUGGCCCGCCGUAUCCGCGGAGAGCGCGCAUAA
Paramisgurnus dabryanus is the source of this 342-nucleotide messenger RNA. Lineage: Eukaryota; Metazoa; Chordata; Actinopteri; Cypriniformes; Cobitidae. The record is from RefSeq and is a predicted model, not a curated record.